Lemur catta (Ring-tailed lemur) is the source of this 6100-nucleotide messenger RNA. It is a transcript of the gene ZNF41, whose product is annotated as zinc finger protein 41. Gene Ontology annotation, molecular function: RNA polymerase II transcription regulatory region sequence-specific DNA binding; DNA-binding transcription factor activity, RNA polymerase II-specific. The transcript is spliced from 4 exons. Gene Ontology annotation, cellular component: nucleus. The coding region runs from base 1810 to 4158 and encodes 782 amino acids. Gene Ontology annotation, biological process: regulation of transcription by RNA polymerase II. NCBI's taxonomy places the organism in Eukaryota, Metazoa, Chordata, Mammalia, Primates, Lemuridae. The record is from RefSeq and is a predicted model, not a curated record.
UUGGCAUUUUGUGGUAUAAAUGCUUUUAUGUCUAAAAUUUUCUUUCUUUUGCUCUGACAGAAGAAUAAUAUCUAGCUAGGGUAGGUUUAAGAUUCUUGGAUCUCAGUCCUUUGUAAAUAAUGUGUUGUUUGUGCCUGGAAGAUUUUUGGGUUUUCUUGUUAUCCUUUAAAUUCAAUGCCAAACCAAUUCCUCUGGGAACUGGAUUCCUCUGGGAGUCAAGGAUUAGGGGAAUUUCUGUGGAGAAGGAUCAAUGAGUUAAGGUCCAAUAGGAUUAGAUAAUCCAGGGCCUAUAGGUGUCAUUCAUUUGGGGGCAGUAAGUGACAAUUUUGAGGAAUCCUUGAAGAGAAAUAAUUGGAAAUAUAUGUGGGUAAGUGACUGGGACCUCUGUAGAAAUUCUUGAGGUUUUAUCUGAGUUGGAGAUGUAAGUUUCUGAGGUCAUUGAUUCGGUCCAUGAGAGUUUAUUGAUUGGGGGGGCACUGAGGUGGUGAAUGAUUGAUUGCAAGCCUGGAAUUCUCAAAGGAUUACAAGUCUUUGGGAAUCAGUUUUUGGGGUCCUGUAGGAAUCAUGGAUUGGGGCCUGUGGACACUGGUGAUUGCAGGACUAUGUGAACUGGAAUGUGAUAGGCUGGAAGGUCUGUUACUGAGGGAUUUAUGUGGGUCACUGACUCUGUUGAAGGUGUGUUGCCUGUGUUGUGAUUGUUUGAGGAGCCUGUGGAAACCAGUCAUGACAACACGUGGGACACAGUUUUUGUCAAGCAGUGUGGGCUAAUGAUUUAGGAGCCUAUGCAGAUCUGCUGGUUUUCAGGACCCAGAUGGGAAUUGCAGGGGAGAGGUGAGUUUAUGUUUUCACCUUUGACAGAAGAGAGCGGGCCCUAUAAGUUGCCCAGAGUGUAUACUGAAUUACACAGAAGCUCAGUUUCUGACUUUGGACACAGUUACCCCUCCGCCAGAGCACUUUGAAGGAAGCGGGAAACAUAAAUAAUGUUUAUUGUGUUUCUGCCAUGUAUAGAAUUGCAUAAGGCUCAGUAGUAAAGAAAAUGUGCUUUGGAGCCAGGUAUACCUGGAUUUGAAGCCCUGUCAUUCUUUCUAAUCUGAGUGAUUGGGGGACAAAUUUUUCAGUAUUUCUGAACAGCCCUAUCUGAUGGUAAAUGGGAACAACAAUAAUGAUAGUAAUUUCUAGUUCACAGGAUGACUGUGAGAACUAAAUGAAGUACCUAAUAAAGCAUACCUUGUACCUUGUAUUAUAGUAAUAGCAAUAUUUAAUAUUAGUUGAGUGUGCCCCAGGUGCCAGGCAGUUAUGAGUGCUUUAGAAGUAUCAUUUCAUUUAACUUUAACAAACCUAUGAGAUAGGUGUUUUCAUCCUGUUUGAAGAUGAAGAAAGAGCCAAAAGUGACUUCCCCAGAUUCCAGCUGGAAUAUAGAAGAGCUGGAAUUCAAACCCUCAUUCACUUUGCAGCAAAUCUCGUGAAUUUUCCCCAUAUUCCAUAUUAAUACUUGGCAUUGGUUUUGCUGAACUUUUCUCUUCCACAACAUCCAGCACAGCGAGCUGCCCCUUGGCACCCCCAGGAAGCGUUUGCGGGUGAAUGUGGAGUGACUAACCUUGUGGAUGCUGUCUUUCCAGGGUUUCUUGGAGCCUCUGCAGAGUCCGGGGGCCAGACCCCUUAGUGGGAACUGCAAGAUCUUCCUUCUGACCCCAGCUUGCUUCACCCCAGCAACUCUGGUUGAGUCCACAGAUGCCAGCCCAGCUUCAAGCUCCUGGGACGAGUGGAGCUGUCAGCAGGACAGCCUGAGGCCUGAGGCCCAGUGUGAACAUGGCAGCUAAUGGGGACGCUCCCCCGUGGUCCUCAGCCCUGGCUGCAGAGGGACACGGCAGCUCAUGUGAGGUACCAGUGUCAUUUGAGGAUGUGACUGUGGACUUCAGCAGGGAGGAGUGGCAACAAUUGGAGCCUGCUCAGAGACACCUAUACUGGGAUGUGACACUGGAGAACUACAGCCACCUGCUCUCAGUGGGGUACCGAGUUCCCAAGCCAGAGGCCAUCUUCCAGCUGGAGCAAGAGGAGGGGCUGUGGACAUUGGAGGCGGAAGCCCCACACCAGAGCAGUUCAGGUGAGGCUCUUGGGAAAACUCAACAACAAGGAAUUUCUGGAAAAGUUUCAUUCCACUGUGAGAGAUUUGAUCAACCCAUAGGAGAAGAUUCAUUGUGUACCAUUUUAGAAGACAUGUGGCAAGAUAACAACCAACUAGAGAGAUAUCAGGAAAACCGGAAUAACCCUUUAAGUUACAUGAAAGUGUUGAUUAAGGAGAAGGGCUAUGAAUUUAAAAACUUUGAAAAAAUAAUUCAUGUGACUACCAAGCUUGUUCCUUCAAUUAAAAAACUCCAUAACUGUGACACAUUUGGAAAGAAUUUGAAGCAUACGUUAAAGUUACAUAAUCGUAACAGAAACAAUACAACAAAGAGCCUUGGUAAAAUUUUUGAAAAUGGUAACAAUUUGGCCCAUAGCUCUUCCUCUACUAAGAAUGAGAAUAUUAAGACAGGAGUGAAUUCCUGUGAAUAUAAUCAAUGUGAGAAACAUCUUGGCCACAAACAAGCUCUCAUCCACCAUCAGAAAAUUCAUACUGAGGAGAAACUUCAUGUGUGUACUGAAUGUGUAAAGGGCUUCACCCAGAAGUCACAUCUCUUUGACCAUCAGAGAAUUCAUGCUGCAGAAAAAUCUCAUGAAUGUGACAAAAGUGACAAACUCUUCACUCAGAAGCCACAAAUUGGUGUACAUCAGAGUGUUUAUACAGGAGAGAGACCUUAUCUAUGUGCUCAGUGUGGGAAGGCCUUUACCCUCAAGUCAAACCUCAUUACACAUCAGAAAAUUCAUACUGGGCAGAAACCCUAUAAAUGCAGUGAAUGUGGAAAAGCCUUUUUCCAGAGAUCAGAUCUCUUUAGACAUCUGAGAAUUCAUACUGGAGAGAAACCUUAUGAAUGCAGUGAAUGUGGAAAAGGCUUCUCCCAGAAUUCAGACCUCAGUAUACAUCAGAAAACUCAUACCGGAGAGAAACACUAUGAAUGCAGUGAAUGUGGAAAAGCUUUCACAAGAAAAUCAGCACUCAGGAUGCAUCAGAGAAUUCACACAGGAGAGAAACCUUAUGUAUGCACUGAAUGUGGGAAGGCCUUCAUCCAGAAAUCACACUUCAAUACACAUCAGAGAAUUCACACCGGAGAAAAGCCUUACGAAUGCAGUGACUGUGGGAAAACAUUCACCAAGAAGUCACAACUCCAUGUGCAUCAAAGAAUUCACACAGGAGAAAAACCCUAUAUAUGUACAGAAUGCGGAAAGGUCUUCACUCAUAGGACAAAUCUCACUACACAUCAGAAAACUCAUACUGGGGAGAAACCUUAUAUGUGUGCUGAGUGUGGGAAGGCUUUUACUGAUCAGUCAAAUCUCAUUAAACACCAGAAAACUCAUACUGGAGAGAAGCCCUAUAAAUGCAAUGGCUGUGGAAAGGCCUUCAUAUGGAAGUCACGUCUCAAGAUACAUCAGAAAUCUCAUAUUGGAGAGCGACACUAUGAAUGCAAGGAAUGCGGAAAAGCCUUUAUCCAAAAGUCAACACUAAGUGUACAUCAGAGAAUCCAUACAGGAGAGAAACCCUACGUUUGUCCUGAAUGUGGGAAGGCCUUUAUCCAGAAAUCACACUUCAUUGCACAUCAUAGAAUUCAUACUGGAGAGAAGCCUUAUGAAUGCAACGACUGUGGUAAAUGCUUCACAAAGAAGUCACAACUCCGUGUGCAUCAGAAAAUCCACACAGGUGAGAAGCCCAAUAUAUGUGCUGAAUGUGGAAAGGCCUUCACUGACCGGUCAAAUCUCAUAACACACCAGAAAAUCCAUACUAGGGAGAAACCCUAUAAAUGCAGUGACUGUGGAAAAACCUUCACCUGGAAGUCACGCCUCAGUAUACAUCAGAAAUCCCAUACUGGAGAGAGGCACUAUGAAUGCAGUAAAUGCGGGAAAGCUUUCAUCCAGAAAGCAACGCUAAGUAUGCAUCAGAUAAUUCAUACAGGGAAGAAACCUUAUGCUUGUACAGAAUGUCAGAAGGCCUUCACCGACAGAUCGAAUCUCAUUAAACACCAGAAAACGCAUAGUGGAGAAAAACGCUAUAAAGCCAGUGACUGAAAAAGCCUUCACCUGGAAAUGACAACUAGGUUUGCAUCAGAUAUCUCCUAGUGGGGGAGAGGAAUGCCUGAUGCUGCAAUCAUUGUGCAGGGAGAAGUAGACAUGAGAGACUGGCUUGAGUGAACAGAAGACAAAAAGAGUGAAAUAUCCACCAGUUCACUGGAAAUAGAAGUUCCUGCAUCACCACAGUUGAUAUGCAAUUAUUUGCAUAGGGAGAUCCUUUAGAUAAAGCCUUGGAGCAGUAGUCAUGUUUGGUUACAUGAUCGAUACAGGGACUCUCAAGGUCCUGCAAAUGGUAGAAAUAAUGACCCGAGGAGAUGUCUUGUCAUCUCUUAUGUUUCACUUUUUGGAUAAAGGACUUUAUAAAUUUAGCAUUGAUUAGUUCAUCAUACUCUGGGACAUAAAAGUACUCAAUACUAGCCAAUUUGUUUCAAAUUUCUAGGUUGGGAAGAAGAGUUUUCAUUGUCCAAAAACUUUCAGGGUACUGACAUCAAGGCAAAAAAACCUAUUUGGGAAUGCAGAUCUAUGAGAAGAAGCUAGAAGUCUGUUAUGAUUGUCGUUUAAGACAUAGGAAAGAUUUCCAUGAAGAGCUGUUUUUUCUCUUCCCUUUGGGAAAUCACCAUGGUAUAUGUAUUUUAAGUGAAAUAUAAUAUUUAAACUUAAAGUUUGACUUUAUGAGUUGGAAAAUUAGGCACAGCUGUAGUCUAUGUUACAGGAAUAUGGUCACUGAAUGUUAUAGACAUCUAAAGAUGGCAGUUAUCUUCUUAUUAAUUCCCUGCUGUGGCAGCAGGUGAGUCACACCCUAUAAAAGGUAUGCAUGCCUUUUAACUUGGGCCCCCAAAACUAUCAUUUACAUAAGCUGCAGAACAUAGACUCCUUAUCCCCUUAGUAAUUGACCCUAAGACAAUGGAACUGAGCCAUUUUCAGUUUCUUCCACCAUUGCCUCUGCUUUCCUUUUGAUUCCUGUUUGAAAAAGAAUGGUUGAGAAAUUGGGUUUCAAUACAUAAAAUUUUGUUUGUCUUCCAAUUUGGUUAAGAUAUAUUUAUUUUCUGCAUGCACAUUAAGGGUAGUUUUGUGUAGAUUGCUAUGGGAUAAAGUCAUGUUGCACUACAGUUUGUUAUUCUAAGUUAUAAUUAUAGUUUAUUAUAGGUGAAUAGCUGGAGCACUUAUCUAGAAAGAGCACUGUUUUUUUAAUGCCAAUAUAUAGAGACUUUCUCAUUUUCCCUUAAAUAUUUUUAUAAUACUCAUAAAAAGGGCUUUCUUUCUAGCAUGCAAUUUUAUUUUAAAAUCUUUUUAUCAAACUAUAAUACAUACAGAAAAUGCAAUAUCGUAAGUAUACAACUCAAUGCAUUCUUAUAAACCGAACAUACUCAGAUCAAGAAACAAAACAUAACCAGCACCCCAGAAGCCUUCCCCACACUCCCUUCCAGGCUCCCUGCCAAGGGUAAACACUAUCCUGACUUCUAACAGCAUAGAUUCAUGUUGCCUGUUUUGUAUUUUAUACAAAUUGAGACACACAAUUAUAUUCCAUAUAAUUGAGUGAUAUGCUCAUUAGUAUCUACUAUCAUUCACAUUAUGAAUGUGACAUUCAUCCAUAUUGCAUAUAGUUGUAGAUAAUUCAUUCUCAUUGUCAUAUUGUAUCCCAUUGUGUGAAUAUGCUGAAAUAUAAUUUCUCCAUUCUACUGUUGCUAGACUUUUGGAUUGUUUGCAGCUUGGGGCUACUAGGAACAGUGCUAUCUAUUGAUGAACAUAUGUGUGCAUUUAUGUCAGGCAUAUACCUAGGAGUUGAACUCCCAGACCAUGGGGCAUCUGUAUAUUCAGCUAUACUUUAUAAAACCAGUUUUCCAAAGUCGCUGUACCAAUAUAUGCCCCCACCAACACAGUAUAAGAGUUCUAGGUGCUCCACAUCCUUGCCAACACUUGGUAUUUUCCAUCUUUUUUA